UUUGAAGUCGAGGUUACUUCCGGUUUCUGAAAGGAGAUCAAUGAUCAUAUGAUUUAGGACCUCGGAGUUGGAUAAAAACAUAGCAAAAUGGACUAUCAACCAGAGAAACCAUCUACUAAGCAGAUGGGAGUGUCAUUAUUCCCUGUAUACUUCAUUACCCUAAUGCUAGGGACUCUAGCGAUAUUAAUCAUAGCUUUCUAUUAUAUCUUAACGGGAAAAGGAACAAGGAUAGACUUUGGAUGGUUCUUGGAACAAACAUCUCCAUACAUGUGGGCUUCCUUUGGAGUUGCCAUUACUAUAUCCUUCUCAGUAGUUGGUGCUGCAUGGGGAAUAUUCACCACAGGGGCUAGUAUCUUAGGAGGAGGAGUCAAAGCUCCACGCAUCAAGACCAAGAACCUGAUUAGUAUCAUCUUCUGUGAAGCUGUAGCUAUUUAUGGAAUCAUCAUGGCCAUCAUUAUUGGACAAGGAAUUUCAGCAUUUGACGCAGAGAAGGACACUGAUCAAAUAGUCAGAGACAGCUAUGAUGCAGGUUUCCGCAUGUUUGCGGCUGGAGUGACAGUUGGGGUGUCUAAUGUUGCCUGUGGGAUCACCGUUGGAAUCGUUGGUUCAGGAGCUGCUCUUGCUGAUGCCCAGAAUUCCACUCUGUUUGUCAAAAUCCUGAUUCUUGAGAUCUUUGCAAGUGUUAUCGGUCUUUUUGGACUUAUUGUUGGUAUUUUACAGAUCGUGGGAGUGAAGAUGGGAACUAAAUAAACAAAAAAUGAGGAGGGAGAGCUCAGUUACAAAUAUUUAUCCAUUAAUAAUAUAUUAUUAAAUUGACAAACAUGACAUAGCUACCUGUAAAGAUAGUGAAGCACUGUCGACGUUGUGAUGACAGAAGUCUAGUCUUUGGAAUGGUGAUGAACUGUACAAUAUAGUUGAUAUACUUUAUGUGUAGAUGGACAUAAUCCAGAAACAUUCCAGUAUGUACUUGUAAUCAGAAAAGUGCUGUUUUUAUAUCCUUUCUUCAAUCAGAAUACUGCGUUCUUGUUAUGUAGCCUGAUCAUGUAGAAUACUACUAGUAUUUGACACAGAAAUCCCAAUAGAAAACAUGUUUGUGUCAGAAAAUUAUGUUCAUGAGUAUAUGUAUGUAUGGGGUAAUUAAUUCUUUUUGCUUUGUUAAGGAAAUCAACUUCAAAGCUAAUACAUAUGUACAUGUAUUCUUUUAGAAUAGUACAAUAUUAUAUGGAAAUAUAUUAAAAUUAUUGUUUGAAGUGGUUGUUAAAGGUAAACUGAUCAAUUUCAAUUGUAUUCUUGAAGAGAGAUAUAUUAUAUUGUUCAUUAUACAAUGUCAUUUCAUGCACUUAAAGUCUGCUUAUUGCUGUAGGGUAUGUAAAAAGUCAAAUUUCUCUUUACGGUUUGAUAUGUAUGUGAAAUUUGUUGGUAUGUAAAAUAAAUUCAUAAUAUAUAUUAA
Messenger RNA from Magallana angulata, 1450 nucleotides. Its product is annotated as V-type proton ATPase 21 kDa proteolipid subunit c''-like. The record is from RefSeq and is a predicted model, not a curated record. The coding region runs from base 88 to 750 and encodes 220 amino acids. Gene Ontology annotation, biological process: proton transmembrane transport. The transcript is spliced from 7 exons. Gene Ontology annotation, cellular component: proton-transporting V-type ATPase, V0 domain. Gene Ontology annotation, molecular function: proton-transporting ATPase activity, rotational mechanism. NCBI's taxonomy places the organism in Eukaryota, Metazoa, Mollusca, Bivalvia, Ostreida, Ostreidae.